Molecule: messenger RNA, 641 nt
Organism: Olea europaea var. sylvestris
Lineage: Eukaryota; Viridiplantae; Streptophyta; Magnoliopsida; Lamiales; Oleaceae
Exons: 2
Coding region: 221-580 (119 amino acids)
Source: RefSeq, a predicted model, not a curated record
AAAUAGUUGCAUAAAACCGAGAAUUUGCUUGCUUUUGAGCUCUUUCUCCCUGCACCUGGAAAAUUGAGGGAGAAUCGGCCCCUUGAAUUCGACCUACUCUGUUGUAAUGAAGUAGAAUCAACAUGGGUCAUUUUCAUGGGACAUUUUCUUGAUUUGGGGAUUCUUGUACUUAAAUCUUUAUUGAAGGUACAAAUAAUUGCGAAUUUAUAUUUCGAUCAGAAUGGAAUUUGUAAUUGAGAAAGGUGAUCGAUUUGAAGCAAAGGCCACACAAGUCAUCUCAUUAGCUUCAAUUGAUUUAAUCCUUGGUAGCCUGGAAAAUGAACAUAAGAAGACGUUCGAAGCUUCCUGCUUUGGGCAAUUUGUUGGAAUGAGACGCAUUAAGUUCUCUGGUCAACUUAUACACCAGUUGCUGAAUAGGCUAGUUAAGUGUGACAAGGAGGAUGAGUUAUGGUUUUGUUUCAGAGACAAGCCGGCUAGGUUUUCAUUGAAAAAAUGGGCCCUAAUAACUGGCCUGAAUUGUGGAACUGGUCCAGACGCAAAGCAUAUGGAAUAUGUUAGACGAACAAAUAGGUUGUUAUAGCGUUACUUCGAGGGCAAGAGCCACAUCACUACGAAGGAGUUGGAAGUUGCAUUUGCAAAAU